AUGGGGACGGGAAGAGGGUGCCGUACAACACGGUGGCGGGGAGGACUUCGAGGGCAGACGUUCCAAAGCCAUCCGAACGGAGAGACACGCCGAGACACCCCUGCCAUCGGGAGCCCUUCGGUCUCAGUAAGUAACUUCAAUGACCCUGAUUUAGAAAUACCGGAUGGUGUUUCAGGCUCGGUUGCGAAUUCGGCUGAAAAGGUGGAGGGCCCAGGGACGCAAGAGGCGAAGGAGUCGGUAAACGACUCAAAGGACCAGGAGAGACCGGACGUGUCGUCAACAUUGAGUAAUCUGUUUGCCGGACUUCCGACUUUGGCGGGUCCCCAACGCCUCGCCAACUCCCUCAGGCAGAAAUUCGCCAAUAACUCUGAGGGAUGGCGAGACUCAGUGUUGGGGGCUUCCCGUCGUUUAUUGGUGACUCUUGGCAGUCUCUCCAGGGACAGUUCGCCAUGUCCUGCCCGGAGCGAAGACAGACUACCGAGUCUUCCGGUUCCGGAUCUGGAGACGACGAUGCAAAAGUACCUGACCCAGGUUGAGGUGGUCGCUCCGGAUCAUUUGGAGAAGAAUAGGACCUUGGUCAGGGCUUUUCUGUCUGGUCCUGGUCCUAAGCUUCAGCAACGACUUCUGGAACGCAAACAGAAGGUGAACAACUGGGCAACUGCAUGGUGGUUAAACGACAUGUACCUUUCUAUUCCUCUGCCACUACCGAUUAAUGUCAACCCCGGCCUCGUAACGAAACCGAGAACAUUUUCAAACCAGAAAGACGCUGCUGUGUUUCUCGCUCGAUUUCUUACCGAACUUCUUAAUUACCAGGAAUUAUUAGAUAGUUGCGGUUUGGAAGUACAACGUGUAAAAUCGAAAGACGGAAAAUCGAUGCAACCGCUCUGCAUGGCGCAACAUUAUCAAAUGUUUCGGAUCUAUAGACGACCAGGAACAAACGGCGACGAACAACUUAUACUUGAUAGAGCUACAUCUGGCGACCAUAUCAUAGUUGCUCACCAUAAUCAGUUCUAUAGCGUACCAGUGAGGGCUCCCGACCGCGGUCGAAUAACAGAAUCAGAACUGGUCCAGCAAAUUCUAACCAUCAUGGAGGCUAAAGCUGAUCCAAGAACACCUCCAGUUGGCGUACUCACAACUGCUGAGAGACCUGUUUGGGCCAGAGCUAGAGAGGAGUUGUUGAAGAAUGAACGAAACCGUCACAACCUCGAGCUGUUAGAGAAAUGUUUGUGCGUCGUAUGCGUCGAUGACGAUGUGCUACCAGCGACGUUCAACAAUCCUUACAACAAGGAGGAUCGAUGGAUCGGCGAUCGCGAUUACGCCAAUGUGCUCCACCAUGCGCUGCAUGGCGGGGGCUCGAGGCACUUGGGGGCGAAUCGCUGGUUCGAUAAGACUGUUCAUCUUAUACUUGGCAAGGACGGCUUAUGGGGAUUGACUUACGAGCACUCGGCAGGUGAAGCAGCAUCGAUAUUCGACGCCUUCGAAGAACUGACAGCGAAAGUGGACGCCAUGCCACCUCCGGAAGAGAACACGAUACCGUCUCAUUUACCAGCGCCGGAGAAACUCACGUGGCAGUUGUCUGAGCAGAGUCUGAAUGAUAUUAGAGACGCUAUGACAUCGUUUGACGCGUUGGUGGAGGACUUGGAUCUCUGUAUUUUGUGGUUCAAAGACUACUCGAAGGAGUUUAUUAAAUCUUGCAAGAUCAGCCCUGACGUUUAUAUUCAGUUGGCGUUGCAGUUCACGCACUUCCGGUUACACGGUAACCUGGUGGCGACAUACGAGAGCGCAGGCAUCCGAAGAUUCGCAUUUGGAAGGGUGGAUUGUAUCAGGGCCGCCAGCCCGGAGGCCCUAGCCUGGGCAAAGGCGAUGUGCCAGGGGGAUCCCGAAACCACGAAUCAGCAGAACAGCAACUCAGACGAAGGCACCAAAAGAGUUCAGUUCACCAUUUACAGUCAAGAAAGAAUCAAGGAGCUGUUUGACCUGGCGGUGCAGAGGCAGACCAAAGAGAUGAACGAUAACAUAACUGGUCAGGGAAUCGACAACCACUUAAUGGGCCUCCGUUACACUGCCAAAGAAACCGGAGAACCGAUGCCGGAGAUCUUCACGAACCAGGCUUACGAGAUCGUUAAUCAUUUUGCCCUUUCGACGUCGCAGGUAACCACAAAGAACGACGCGAUCGUAGGAUACGGUCCAGUGGUGCCUGACGGUUAUGGCUGUGCAUACAACAUCAGAAACAACGGCGUCAUAUUUUCCGUAUCCGCUUUUCACGGCGAUGGCAGAACGAACGCAACUCGCUUCGCUCGCACGCUCGAGCAGAGCCUCCGGGACAUGGCGGCCAUGUUGAAACAGGCGGGCCAACGAUAAGGAAAGUACUAGAAUAAGAAAUCGGAAAUGAGACGAGUCGAGCUUGUCCACGAAAGUAUUUAUCGUAGUAUGAAUCGUAGAAAGAAAUGUUUGCCUACUUGCCGGUU
This is a messenger RNA of Megachile rotundata (alfalfa leafcutting bee), 2468 nucleotides long. It is a transcript of the gene ChAT, whose product is annotated as Choline acetyltransferase. The record is from RefSeq and is a predicted model, not a curated record. NCBI's taxonomy places the organism in Eukaryota, Metazoa, Arthropoda, Insecta, Hymenoptera, Megachilidae. Gene Ontology annotation, cellular component: neuron projection; cytoplasm. Gene Ontology annotation, biological process: neuromuscular synaptic transmission; acetylcholine biosynthetic process. Gene Ontology annotation, molecular function: choline O-acetyltransferase activity.